Molecule: messenger RNA, 4474 nt
Organism: Hyla sarda
Lineage: Eukaryota; Metazoa; Chordata; Amphibia; Anura; Hylidae
Gene: TGFBRAP1
Product: transforming growth factor beta receptor associated protein 1
Exons: 12
Coding region: 80-2821 (913 amino acids)
Biological process (GO): autophagy; vesicle-mediated transport; intracellular protein transport
Cellular component (GO): membrane; cytoplasm
Source: RefSeq, a predicted model, not a curated record
CUUGGUGAAAUAAGCCACCACCAGAAGAUUCUGGCAGCAGCUUACCCCUCAUCCCUGGUCAUGCAGGGGGGGGCGACAAAUGAGUGACCCAGGGAUGUAUUCAUGUUGUCAGACCUGGAACUGGGAAGGAAUUGUCUCCCCUAAAAUAAGGACAAUUGAAUUCUACCUCAUGGACGCCCUGGGGCUCCCUCUCUAUUUUGCCAUGAGUGUUCAGGCGUUUAGACUGGUGUGCGCUUCAGAGAAGGAACAUCUCCCCCCUGGGAUCCAGAUUGAAUGCUUGGAGUGCUGUGGACAUGACCUGUACAUUGGCACAAAUGACAGCUGCAUUCACCAUCUCCUGCUAGUAGAAGAAAACAACACUGAAGUGACCGGCCUGCCCAUAGUUCAGCCUUCUGAUCACCUUAACACUAGCUUCACCACCACCCGACAACGACAGAGGCAACUGGGCUUAAAGAAGCCAGUAUGUGAACUGAGAGCGGCCUCCGCCCUGGGACGGUUGCUGGUGCUCUGUGAUAAUACGAUUACAUUGCUGUGCAGUGACUCUCUAGAGCCAGUUGCAGGAUCUAAGAUCCGGGGGGUCCUCAGCUUCACCCUCAAUGAGAAUCCGGUGAGUGGGGAUCCCUUUACUGUGGAGGUUUGUCUGAUCUCUUCGAAGAGACGCACUGUACAGAUCUUCAGCGUGAGUCAAGAGCGCGUACAGCUAGUACGGGAGGUCUCCACCCCAGAGCAGCCAUGUGCAAUUUCAGCAGAUGGACAUUUCCUGUGCCUGGCCCUCAGCAGCCGCUAUGUUACCUUAAACUAUAAUACCGGACAUUGCCAGGAUCUAUUUCCCUAUCCUAGUGAGCUCAAGAGGCCGAUCAUAAAGAGGAUCAGCAGACAGGAGUUUCUUCUGGCUGGACCUGGAGGUUUAGGGAUGUUUGCCACAGUGGCUGGAAUCUCUCAGCGUGCACCAGUUCAUUGGUCAGAGAAUGUUAUUGGGGCAGCAGUGUCCUUUCCCUAUGUGCUGGCAUUGGAUGAAGAGUUUGUCUCGGUGCACAGCAUGCUAGAUCAGCAGCAGAAGCAAAGCCUGCCGUUCAAGGAAGGGAUCAUUCUGCAGGAUUUUGAAGGUAGGGUAAUAGUAGCAACCAGUAAUGGGGUGUAUGUCUUAAUCCCUUUGCCUUUGGAGAAGCAGAUACAGGACCUUUUAUCUAACCAGAGGGUAGAAGAAGCACUUUUACUUGCCAAGGGUGCACGGCAUAAUAUUCCAAAGGAAAAAUUUCAGGUUAUGUAUAGAAGAAUCCUCCAACAGGCUGGGUUUAUACAGUUUGCUCAGCUUCAGUUUUUAGAAGCUAAAGAAUUAUUCAGAACUAGUCACCUUGAUAUCCGGGAACUCAUCUCUCUUUACCCCCUGCUCCUCCCAUCUUCCUCCGCAUUUAUCCGUGUCCAUCCUCCCCUGCAUGAAUAUGCCGAUCUCAAUCAGAUGACAAGAGGAGACCAGGAAAAAGUUGUAAAGUGCAAGCGUUUUCUCAUGUCCUAUUUAAGUGAAAUCCGCAGCACUGAAGUGGCAAAUGGGUAUCAGGAAGAUGUAGACACUGCCUUGCUAAAACUUUAUGCUGAAGCUGAUCACGAGAGCCUGUUGGAUCUUUUGGUCUCAGAUAAUUCCUGUGAAGUGUCAGACAGUGCAGCCUGGUUGGAGAAGCACAAAAAGUAUUUUGCACUUGGUUUAUUGUAUCACUACAACAAGCAAGAUGCUGCUGCUGUCCAGAUUUGGGUAAGAAUAGUGAACGGUGAGCUUGAAGACCACACUCGUCCAGACCUGUUUGAGUAUAUUGUGGACUUCCUGACUUUCUCCAAUGACCAGCAUCUGGUGUGGCAGUAUGCAGACUGGGUUUUGCAGAAAAGUGAGCAGGUCGGGGUUCAGAUUUUUACCAAACGCUCUUCAGAAGAACAGUUGCAGAAUGGCUUCUGUCCUGAUAAGAUUGUCAGCCAUCUCUGCAAGUACUGCAAGGCUUUACUUAUCUAUCUGGAACAUUUAGUCAUAGAAAAGAAUAUUCAGAAAGAGAAAUACCAUACACACCUAGCUGUGCUGUAUCUUGAAGAAAUCCUGCGACUGAAUAUAGCAGAGUCUUCAGACAACAUGGCUGAGCUGGAAGAUCUGCGUCAGAGGUUUCAGAACCUUUUACAGCAGUCAGAUCUGUAUCGGGUUCUCCUGCUUAUAGAUAAGAUUAAAGGCACAGAUAUGCAUAAGGAGCGGGCGAUAUUACAUGGGAAGCUGGAGGAACAUGACCAGGCUUUAAAUAUCUUAGUUCAUCAAUUGAAAGACUUUGCUUCAGCUGAGAACUAUUGUAUGUGGAACUCUCGGGGCAGGGAUAACCAUUAUCGUAAAAGACUUUUCCAGCUGCUUCUUUCUUCCUACCUCACACCGUCCACAGCUGACAAUUCCCUGACUGUGGCUGCUGUCGACCUGUUGAAUAACCACCCUACAGAAUUUGAUGCUUCCAGCGUGCUCCAGCUAUUACCAGAAAACUGGUCUGUGCAGCUUCUUUCUCCAUUCCUAGCUGGGGCAAUGAGGGAGCAUGUUCAUUCACUGAGGAUGUCCCAGGUGGCAGUAGGACUUGCUAAAGCAGAGAAUAUCAUUUAUAAGAAAGAGAAGUUGAAUAUGAAGGAGAAGCCAGUAAUUCUUUCAGAGAAGAAAUUCUGCCAUUUGUGCCGGAAGCCAUUCCAAGAACCGGCCUUUGUCAGAAGCCCCAAUGGGCAUAUUGUCCAUACCCAUUGUGCUGCCAGCCAGCAUGUAAACAGCAGCAUUGAUGGCCACAGGUCCAACCCUAGUAAACGAACUUGAGAUGACAUCAUUGAGCUGGAAAUGCUUGCUCUAAAUUCUCAUAAGAUCUCCUUGGAGGAGACCUGUCCAUAUGAUGUAAUGAAAACAGUUUUUCAACAUUUAUGAAGGUAAAAGUGAGACAUCAUCUGGCUUGGAAUGAUGCGAAGUUCAGGGAGAUUGUGAGGCAUUUAUAAUGCAGUCUUUUGAACAAUGAUGAACAUCAUUGGAAUCAAUAUAUUGAUCUUAAUCAAAUAAAGCUUUUUGCAUUUUUAAAGGUAUUUGCACUGAAGAUAUUUUGCAUAUGCUGUGAUGGAGGUAUUAAAAACAUUCUACCUUUGGCUUAUUCAUGUUUGGAAAAAAUCCUGUAUGUAGUCAUAAGUAACUCCGGUGGAGGUGAUUUGUUGGCAUAGUCCAUUCUGGAUGUCAUAUUUUUUUAUUGUACCACUUCAGAUGAAACCAUGAUUGCUCAGAACAUUCCACAGGAUGUGGUAAACUGUACCAUUAGUUCUUUUAUGUUUACCUCACCUUUUUGCUUAUAAAAUUAAAAUCUAGAAAUAUAAUGAGAUACCUCAUCUACCGAAAAUAUUAAACCCAUUAUGCCUGGGCACCCAGAAUAUAAAAUAACAAAGGGGACUCACCUUCCUCCUCUGCCACCGCCAUCUUCUUCCUGGUUUGGCCGUGGUCAACACAUCACAAAGCUGCAAAUCGCUGGCCACACUGAUGUUCCACCUCGGCCAGCUAUAGGCCAAGCUGCAGUGUUAUGCAUCGCGCCCAAGCGACCAAUACCAUGGCUCACUGACGUUCAGCCUAUCACCGGCUGAGGUGGGACAUCGCUGUGGUCGGCGAUUUUUUGACCAUCUUCGUGAUGCGCUGACCACGGUCAGACCAAGAAGAAAACAGUGGCGGAAGAGCGGAGCCAGAUACCGAGACACCAAGGGAGCGGCAGCAGGUGAGUCUCUCUUUUUCUAGAUGAGAAAUCUCCGUUUAAAAGCGAUUUCAUUGUAAUAACAAAAAAAAAUAAUCAUAAUUGAUUGUAAAUGUCUUUCUUUUUACACCUUUGUUAAUUGGCUUUCUUCAAAAUUUUAAUCUGCAUAAUCUUGAUGGGCACCAUGCCUUUUUUCCUUCAGCCAUGUAAUAGUAGUACAGCAUGGGUGAUUAUAACAGAUCCGCAUAUCAUUGAAGCUGUAAAGCGGCACACUGGGGAAAUAUUGUGGUUUUAAGAACAUUUCUCAACCAAUGUAUGCAUGUUGUAAUGAUAGCAACUUUUGGCAACAUUUGUUUCUUUUGUUUCCCAAGCACCAAUAAUAUAACCCUCUUCUGAUUCCGUUUUUGAGGGUACAAUUAUUAUACCUCUAUAUUUGUUUGUGUCUGGCAUACAGUUUGAGGUCUAUACUAUGUAUGUACAUUCUGAAUCAUGUGCAGAAUUUUUUUUCUCCCUCAGAAUUUAUUUUACUUUGAAAAGCAUUUGUCAAGCAUUUAUAUGUUCCAUAUGAAACAUAAGUAUAUUCGCAAGCAAUUGUGCUGGAAGGAAAAAUCAUUGGUUCAAAUAGUCUUGAUCUAAAAGGAUUGCAGAAAUGUGGCAUCAAGUUAAUGUGUUUAUGAACUAUGCCAUUCCCAGAGCCUAGAAUAUGUAAGAAAAAGCGAAAGAAAAAAAAUGUAAUAAAUUCUUAUUUC